Lodderomyces theae is the source of this 2448-nucleotide messenger RNA. RefSeq lists its product as uncharacterized. Gene Ontology annotation, biological process: RNA polymerase II preinitiation complex assembly; DNA-templated transcription initiation. Gene Ontology annotation, cellular component: SLIK (SAGA-like) complex; transcription factor TFIID complex; SAGA complex. The record is from RefSeq and is a predicted model, not a curated record. Lineage: Eukaryota; Fungi; Ascomycota; Pichiomycetes; Serinales; Debaryomycetaceae. The transcript has a single exon. Gene Ontology annotation, molecular function: protein heterodimerization activity; DNA binding; TBP-class protein binding. The coding region runs from base 1 to 2448 and encodes 815 amino acids.
AUGGUCAACAACAACAACAACAACAACAACAACAACAACAACGGGGUACAAGGCCAACGAGCCAAUGGGCAGUUCAACCCAAAUUCCAGUAAUGGUGUACAGAGUCCGUCUUUACCUGGAUCCCAGCAGCAACGCACACAACAACAAGGUCAACCCCAACAACAGAAUUUACAGCAUAUUCCACCUCAACAAUUGGCACAACUUGUGCAAGCAAUGAAAAAUGAUUUUGAAAUGGCCAAAAAUGCCACUGAUGAGCAAACAAAACAGCAUCACUUGAAUCGAGCUGAGAAUAUAAGAAAGGUGUUGGCAAAGUAUCAAGCUCAGAGAAAUAGAUUGCAGCAGCAACACCAGCAGCAACACCAGCAGCAACGUCAAAUGAAUUCUCAACUGCCCCAGCUCAGCAUGCAACAGUCAGGAAUGCAACCACAGCCUUCUGUUCCUGGACAAUCUAAUCCAAUGUCCCAACAGAGUUUCAGCAACAACUAUAAUCAGUUCCGAGAUCCAGUGCAGAAUCUGCCUGCAAUAAAUAAUUCACCGGCGAUGGGCCAUCAGUCACCUUCUAUGGGACCAAGCGGUAUUCCGACAGCUACUGCGCUUAAUCCUAAUAAUCGUCAGUCUCAGGCCUCGGAGGGUAGCAAAGGUAAACAUGAUGUAGAGGAGCAAAGUAAACAAAAGCUACAACAGAAUCAACUGCAGCAGCUGCUGCAAUUGCAACAACAGCCGCAACCACAACAGGUGGGUCCGAAUCAAGUGCCAAAUUUUAAUGCACAGAGUCUGCAACAAUAUCAAAACAUGUUGGGAAGCAUGAGUUCGAGUAAUUCGAGCGGAGCGGGAAGUGGUACGGCUGGCGGUAUAAAUCUCCCAUCUAAUACAAUAUCGAUGGAAAGGUUCAAUCAAAUUCGACAGAAAUUGACGGAGAUUCAGAGGAAGAUCCAGCUUUUGGAACAAAGUAAAAAAGCGGGCAAUGCAACACCAGAACAGGUCUCGAUCAUUGAUAGGGAGUUGGUGGAGUAUAAAACCAAGUUUCAACAGUUUCAAAAGAUUGGUAUUUAUAUGAGGAAUCAGUUGGUGCAGCAAGCGAAGCAACAACAGCAGCAGAGACAGCAAAACCAACAAGUACAACUUGGUCAGUUACCACCAGCACAGCAACCACAACCACAACCACAACCACAACCACAACCACAACCACAACCACAACCACAACCACAACCACAACCACAACCACAACAACAGCAACAGAAUCUUCUUCCUCAAUCGUCACCACAGAUGCCACAAGGCCAGCAACUGCAGCAACAGUUCAAUCAAUUCCCUCCACAAUCACAAGGUAACAACAGCAUGCAGUUUUCACCACAUAUGUCGCCACAAUUACAAAACAGCUUUCAGGGCUCACCUCAGUCUCAGUCUCAGUCUCAGUCUCAGCCUCUCCAGCAACAACAAAAUCAACAGCAGCAGCAGCAGUCAUUAGCACAGCAUCAUAGAAACAUAGCUACAGGCCAACAAGCUGUCCCUUCGCAAUUAGCUGCAACGAACAUGAAUGGAGCUUUGACGAACCAACCACUUGCACACCAAUCUAAGCAGCCUUCUCAAGCAGGCAGCCCUGUGUACCGUAGUACUCAUCCAACACCGUCUCAUCAAGUUCAACAACAGGUACCAAUUCAAAACCAGAGACCACCCAGUCGACAAGCAUCCGCCACUCCUCAGGCCCAACCUCAAUCUCAGCUGUUGCAGCAGUCAAGCAGACAAGGCUCAGCUUCUUCAGAGAAGAAACCGGUAGCUGCUGGACCGGGAGUGCCCAAUGGGUCUGCUGCGAAGUCGGCGUCGCCUGGCGCAGAGGGUGGUCGCUCAACCCCUCAAAGGCCCAGAUCAGCAAUGUCGAUGAACCUCGCUGGGAUAACCAAGCCCAGUGUUCCCUCGAUUCCUAUAUCGGGUUUGGUAGAUAUAAAACCACCUACAGUUGUAACUUUUAAUCCGGUUACUGAUACCCGGCCCACCUUGACUGGUGGCGGUGCAAACUCGUUGAGUAUGUUGUGGGACACUCCGGCAAUCACAAAAUUGCCCACUUUUGACUUGGAGGGUGGAGAGUCCACCACUGAAUCGGGUAGAGUUUUGAACAAGAGAAAGUUGCAAGAUAUCAUCAGUACUGUUGGUGUUGAUGACGGUGAUGGCAAAACCACGAUAGAUGGUAAUGUAGAAGAGUUGUUGUUGGAUUUGGCUGAUGAGUUUAUUUAUUCAGUGACUAGUUUCGCCUGUCGGUUGGCCAAGCACAGAAAAGUGGAUUCCAUUGAUGCAAAGGACGUGCAGUUGCAUUUGGAUCGCAAUUGGAAUAUCAAGAUCCCGGGGUAUGCUAUGGAUGAGAUAAGGAGCACGAGAAAGUAUCAACCUAGUACCUCAUAUAAUCAAAAAGUGCAAGGGAUUGAAAUUUCCAAAGCGAUUAAUGACGACAUUUGA